UGCGCGUGCAGUGCAACCACUAGAGGACAAGCGCCGCAGUCGACGGUGUGUUAGAGCAAGCCAGCCGCUGGAGUCGAUUAUAACCUUACAAUUCGACGAUUCACAAGAAACUGCGGUGUUGAAUCCAGUAUUACAGACUCCGGCGUAGAAGAGAGAAGUCACCAUGGGGCGUGUGUGGGGUUUGAUCGCCCUUUUGAUGUGCUUUUAUCGAGCUAACGCCGCGGCAGGACCAAACAUCAUCGCUGAGCCCUUUGAAGUCUUCAACCAGACCUCCGCCGUCCUCCGCUGCAACCUCACCGAGACUACCCUCCCAGUCCAGGGCUCCCACUGGUUGUGGAACGGAAAGAUCAUCGAAGGAUCAAAGUCCACUGAACCCUCUCCAUUCACUUCCCUUUCGUUGGAUAAGAUCACUACGCACUCCGGUGGGAAGUACGAGUGUGUGUUCCUGAUCGACCCACCUGUGCAGCAGGCCGUCGAAGUCAAAACACCUCCUCACGUCGGCGCCUACAAACGCUCUGAGAACGGCGACGAGAACGACAAGAUCUUGCUGAGCUGUGUGAGCCACAGCUACCCUCUCCCCAGCGACUGGUCCUGGUCCAAGACCCAGGCAGACGGCUCACUGGCGCCCAUCGUCAACAACACGGCAGAAAAGUACGAGAUCAAGAGCACCCCCAACAAGACGACCCUGGCCAUCACGGCCCUGAGCAUAGAGCUGGACAAGGGGGAGUACGUGUGCACCGGGAUCAGCGACCUGGGGGCCACCAGCGACCGCAUCCAGCUGCGCGUCCGCAGCCGGCUGGCUGCCGUCUGGCCCUUCCUGGGCAUCGUGGUGGAGGUCAUCAUCCUGGUCACCAUCAUCUUCAUCUACGAGAAGAGGAGAAAGCCCGACGAGAUCCAAGACGGUAAAGACCUUGUGAUUGUCCCCUUGAAGAGCAAUUCUGACACAAACCACAAGGAAAAGAAUGUCAGGCAAAGGAAUUCUAACUAGGAAGAUGAAAGCAGGUGUGUACUUUAGCCAUUCAUUUUCUUCCAUCGCUGUCACUGUUGAUCAAGGACAACAUUUCAUACUUUGACUGUGAAGACCUAAAUGCAUCAAUUUUUUUUUUAGGUUUGCUAGUUUAUUCUCUAGUUCUAACUUCAUUUGUUCUUUUCCAGGUGCCCAUCUGGAUGAAAACGAUCCAGGAUUUUAAAAGCAUUCGACGCAUACGUGGAAUAUUAUGUAGUGCAACCUGCAAUUUUUAAAAUUAAUUUCUGUGCUUGAGUGAUGUUGUGAAAAAUGGAAAGAUGAAUUGUUUUAAUAUAUAGCCCUAUAUAAAAUGCAGUCAGGGAACAUACUUCCACUUUGUUUUUGCCAUAGUUCAAAUAUUGCAUGCAUUUUAUUGCUGUUCUUGCUAAGUGUUUGUAGUGAAUAAACAAAGGUGGAAAGUUAUAUUUAUGGUUAUUUUAACGGUUAAUGCUUCCUAUAGUGACCCUCACAGUUUCAUACUCCGUACUACUGUAUUUGUGGGAUUGCAAGACCAACACUUGUCUGGCAGCACCAAGCCCGGUUUUGAAAAGGGUCUGAUGUGUUUUUCAUCCAAGCAACACUGCCGUUUUAUUUUUCAGCAAUAACCAAAACUCUCCUCACAUUUGUGUACUACCCUCAUGCCAUGCACAAACCACCCAUGGUAGUUCUAUAUUUUGCCUUAACAGAUUUUACUCUCCUGCUUUCCAAGAUCAUUUUGUUUUCUAGUUGCGCUGUUUCAGUCACGUGUAUAAUUUAAUGCAUGUAUGAGUACAAUGAAUUCAAGCCGGCCAUGUUUUCUGCUGAUAUUAGUGCUCUGGUGAGAAGGCGAAAUAUUAGUGACCCGAACCUCAAGCAUUUGAUUUACUUGUGUUUUGGUUUGAUGCUUUCCCUGCCAUGUGCACACCCACAUUAACAACCCAUUAAGGACCAAGUGCAUGAUGUUUAACAUUUGUAUGUUAGAAAAUAACCAAAUCUAAAGUACAGAGUCUAACAGUUUGAUUCGAGAAAUUUAUCUUGACUAUCGGGAGUCUUCAGUGUUAUCCGAGAUGGCCAUGAACGGAAAUGUGCCAGUCUUUUGACUACUUAGUCAAUUCAGAAGCCAUACACUGACUUGACCUGAAUUGUAUUAUGACUAAACGUGUUUUAAACUUGGUAAAUAUGAAAGCUCUGGUCAAAUGUGUAAAUUGCCUAAUGCAAAUUGGACAAUAUUGGUUGAAACUUCAAUUUGAAUAAAAUACAUUUGAUUUGA
Molecule: messenger RNA, 2255 nt
Organism: Gadus macrocephalus (Pacific cod)
Lineage: Eukaryota; Metazoa; Chordata; Actinopteri; Gadiformes; Gadidae
Gene: bsg
Product: basigin
Exons: 6
Coding region: 164-988 (274 amino acids)
Biological process (GO): cell-cell adhesion
Cellular component (GO): cell-cell junction
Molecular function (GO): cell adhesion molecule binding
Source: RefSeq, a predicted model, not a curated record